UCGUACUAGCACGCAGCAGAAAAAUGUCAAACGUCAUCGAUGAACGACUUGUUUGCAAAAUUCGAUUCUGAAUUAAGUACGCGUUGUUGCGUAGUUAGGUGCUUCCUAUUCAACGUGAGACAUUUGUCUGAACACCAACCUCUGUCGUGAGCCUGUGGCGAUUCUAUCUGAACAGGGGGCACAAGAAAUGGCUGCAAAAGCCGUUCACUUAAGCAAGUGUGACACAGCAGGUAGCUUAACUGCUGCCCUGAAAUCGCACUUCUAGUUUUACGAAAGUCGCAGCAAUAGUCGCCAGAAAAAACGAGGGCUUAGAAUACGGCAUUAAGUGGACACCCCGGCUUUGAGAGAAAAUGGCUGAAGAUGGAUCAAUCAUUGGUUGUGGUGGAGGGAGCAGCUCCACCGGUAGUUGCAGUGGCAGUAGCAUAGUUGGUGGCUGCACCAGUACUGGUGAGGCCAAUCGGCUCCAACUGAUUCAAGAAAUGAGGCUCCAAAACUUUGACAGUAUUCGAUUUUCUUCUUAUCGCACUGCCUGUAAACUGCGGUUUAUUCAGAAAAAAGUUCAUCUUCACAACGUUGAUAUAUGGAACGUCAUUGAAGCAUUUCGGGAGAACAGUCUUAAUACUUUCGAUCCAUCAAGUACGUUAGGUGUUUCAAGACUUGAAACCCUCUUGUCAUCGUUAUUUCAUGCACUCAAUAAAAGAGUACCAGUCUCACAACAUGCUAAAGUUGACGCUACAACUGCACUACUGAUGAAUUGGCUUUUAGCUGCUUACACAAAUGGGGAUAACAACAAUAAAAUCUCAGUCUUCUCGGUCAAAAUGGCUUUAGCUACUCUCUGCGCUGGAAAACUCAUGGAUAAAUUUCGUUAUAUUUUUUCUCAAAUCUCAGACGGAAAUGGCCAUAUGAUACACUGGAGAUUUUCAGACUAUCUACAAGAAGUAUUGGCACUGCCUGCAGCUGUGUACGAGUCUCCAUCUUUUUGCUACUCUGAUGGCUUGGCAAGCUCAAUAUUUCCAUCUAAUGCAAAAAUCACUGUAAACGACUUUUUGGAUACGUUAAUGUCAGAACCCGGACCUCACUGCCUAAUAUGGUUGCCAUUGUACCAUAGAAUGGCUGCCGUUGAAUCAGUGACACAUCCUGUAAUGUGUGAUGCAUGCCAUCGUGAAAACUUCAAUGGAUUUCGAUAUCGUUGUCAGAAAUGUCAUUCUUAUCAACUUUGCCAGGAUUGUUUUUGGAGAGGAAAAACGUCUGGCACCCAUAAUAAUGACCAUGAAACGAGGGAAUACAGUAGUUUUAAAUCUCCAAGUAAGCAAAUCGGCCAUUCGUUAAGAAAAAGCUUUAGAUGCAUUCCAGAAAAAGGAAGACACAGUCUUCCCAGGUUUCCAGAGCAACCUGAAAAAACAUUGGACUUAUCUCACAUUGUACCUCCAUCCCCAAUACCGUCUCAUAAUGGAUUUCCUGAUCAAGGAUACAUGGUGCCAUUCGAUUCUGGUUCUUUGGAUAGCCGUUCCACGUUAAGAAGUAUGGAUAGUUCACGACUUGAUGACGAACACAAAUUAAUUGCCAUUUACGCCCAAAGAUUAUCGCAGGAAACAAGAACCAUGCCUCGAGCUUCAUCCAGAUUGUCGCAAGCUGGCGAGCAGGCGAGCAGAGCACCAUCAGACGCUAAUUUAGCAUCUUUGGAAGCAUCAAGAGCACAACGGGAGCUUAUAUCACAGCUUGAGGCAAAAAACAAAGAAAUAAUGAGAGAAAUUGCAAGGUUAAGGAGACAACAAGAAAUAGAUGCUGCUGGAUUAGAGAAUCCAGCACUUAUGUCAGAACUAAGAGCUCUCCGACAACGGAAAGACGAACUCGAAAAUCACCUUGCAACUUUGCAAGACUCCAGGCGACAACUGAUGGUGCAACUUGAAGGUCUCAUGAAAAUGUUGAAGAUCCACCAAGCAUCACCACGCUCAACACCAAACAACUCUCCACGUAGCACAAAAUCACCACCACUUCCACCUGGUAGUGUGCAUAACAGUCGCUCAGCACCUCCAACUCCAGGAGGUCCACUCAACUCUAUUUCCAAUCAUCAGCAGCAACAAACGCAAGUCCAGCAGCAGAUGUCACGAAGCUACCAGAGUCCAGCUCCACCUGUGGCGACGGGUGCCCAAGGAGUAACUAAUUCUGGACUUCAUGGAACGAUGCAAAACUCACCUAUACCUGAUAAUUUGUCCUGCGUUGGCGGUGAUGUCAGAUCUGCAUUCAGAACAAACAGCUUACCUAGCAGUGGUUCAAGUAGUGCCAAUAACAGCUUAGGACGAUCAUUAAGGAACGAUCUUUUGAUAGCAGCUGACAAUGUCACUAAUGCCAUGUCAUCUCUUGUCCGGGAAUUGAACUCAGAUUCAGAUGAAGAGGUUCAAUCUCUUGAUUCUGGCCGCCACAAUAUUAGGAAACCGUUAGAUUUUGAAGUCAGUGAAGAUGGGGAGGAUAGUGGCAGUAGCAAAGAAAAUUCUGGUGUAAGUAGUACUGGAAUAUGGCACGAGGAGCUGCAGCAUAGAUUCCAACAAGAGAAUGACUUCUUUAUUGAGCUGCGUGCUCGUAAUGCUGCUCUUAACAAUCAGACACACAAUAAUCAGCAUAACAACCAACUGAGCCAACAACAAGUUCAAAAUCACCAUCAGAAUGCAAUAAUACAACAUCAAAAUCAAAUUCACAAUCAAAACUUGACCCACAGUCGAAAUCAGUUGCACAACUCUAACCAAACCUCACUUCACCAUGGCCAGGAAUAUAAUCAAGAUUACCAGGUGCAACAGCAACAACCAGGAGAACGAGAAGAGGCAGAAGGAGAAAAGCGAGAUGACAGUGAAACCGAGUGGUCUGAGGCCCUCAAAAGAUGGGUCAAUCGAUAA
Copidosoma floridanum is the source of this 2891-nucleotide messenger RNA. RefSeq names its product dystrobrevin beta. NCBI's taxonomy places the organism in Eukaryota, Metazoa, Arthropoda, Insecta, Hymenoptera, Encyrtidae. Gene Ontology annotation, molecular function: zinc ion binding. Gene Ontology annotation, biological process: synaptic signaling. Gene Ontology annotation, cellular component: plasma membrane; synapse. The record is from RefSeq and is a predicted model, not a curated record.